This is a messenger RNA of Cololabis saira (Pacific saury), 2891 nucleotides long. Its product is annotated as cytochrome P450 2J6-like. Gene Ontology annotation, molecular function: oxidoreductase activity, acting on paired donors, with incorporation or reduction of molecular oxygen, reduced flavin or flavoprotein as one donor, and incorporation of one atom of oxygen; iron ion binding; heme binding. The coding region runs from base 71 to 1585 and encodes 504 amino acids. Gene Ontology annotation, biological process: xenobiotic metabolic process. The record is from RefSeq and is a predicted model, not a curated record. Lineage: Eukaryota; Metazoa; Chordata; Actinopteri; Beloniformes; Belonidae. The transcript is spliced from 9 exons. Gene Ontology annotation, cellular component: cytoplasm; intracellular membrane-bounded organelle.
CUCUUGACAGUCAUUAGAGAAGAGAGGGCUGACUAGACAGCAGUUCCAUUGCAGGGUUCAAUUCAACAUCAUGGAUUCAUCUUUUUCCCUUUUUGGCUUAUCUAUUGAGCUGGAUUUAAAAAGUUUUCUGCUUUUCACAGCAGUUUUCAUUAUCACUGCAGAUUAUAUUAAAAACCGUCGGCCAGCUGGCUUCCCUCCUGGACCUUGGACUGUUCCAAUACUUGGCAACAUAUUCUCUCUGGACCAAAAUAGGCCCCAUGAGAAAUUGAUAGAGUUGGCAGGGACAUAUGGGGAUGUGUUCAGCCUGCGAAUUGGUCAGGAAUGGACGGUGGUACUAAAUGGGUUUAAAACUCUGAAAGAAGCUCUGGUAACAAAAGGUGACAGCUUCGCAGACCGUCCAGAUCAACCUUUACAGGAAGAUAUAGGAGGUGGACUAGGUGUGAUUACCAGUAAUGGAAAAUUAUGGAAGCAACAGCGGCGUUUUGCACUUUCAACCCUUAGGAGUUUUGGAUUUGGGAAGAAGUCUCUAGAGCCCAUCAUCACGAAAGAAUUUACAAAAUGUGCUGAAGAGUUAAGAAGCUAUAAAGGUAAACCAUUCAGUCCUCACCUCAUCCUGAACAAUUCCGUCUCCAACAUCAUUGCCCAACUGGUUUUUGGUCAUCGCUUUGAAUAUGGUGAUAAGAAGUUUGUCAAACUGAUGCUCCUUUUUAACGAAGGACUGCAAAUAGAAGCUUCCAUUUGGGCACAGCUCUACAACUCCUUCAGUCUGGUGAUGAGAUAUUUACCAGGUCCACAUCAGACAGUCAAACAGAUCUGGAUUGAAGUACAAGACUUUAUAAAAGUAGAGCUGGAUGAGCACAAGAAGAGCUGGGACCCCUCGGACCCAAGAGACUAUAUCGACUGCUACCUGAAAGAGAUCCAGACGAGUAAAGGGCAGGAUGAGAGUACAUUCGAUGAAGCAAACCUGAUCAUCUGUGUUUUGGAUCUGUUUGUGGCCGGCUCAGAAACCACAUCCACCACCCUGCGCUGGGCUUUCCUCUACAUGGCAAAGUACCCUGAGAUCCAGGAAAAGGUCCAGGAGGAGAUAGACAGAGUGAUUGGACAGUCCAGAGAUCCAACCAUGGAGGAUCGUACAAAUAUGCCCUACACGGAUGCUGUUAUCCAUGAGGUCCAGAGGAUGGGCAACAUACUUCCUCUCAGCCUACCACACACCACCAGCAAAGAUGUCCAACUGGGAGGCUACACCAUUCCAAAGGGAGUAACGGUAAUUCCUAACUUAGCUUCAGCGCUGUUUGACAAGAAUGAGUGGGAGAUGCCUUUAACCUUCAAUCCAGGAAACUUUCUGAACGAGGAGGGGAAGUUUGUGAGGCCAGCAGCUUUCAUCCCUUUCUCUGCAGGCAAGAGGCUGUGUCUUGGGGAGAACCUGGCCAGAAUGGAGCUUUUCCUCUUCUUCACCUCCUUCAUGCAGCGUUUCACCUUCUCUAUGCCUGCAGGGGUGAAACCUGUGAUGGACUAUUGUGCUGGACUCACUCUGAGUCCAAAGCAAUAUGAAAUCUGCGCUGUCCCACGUCAAGAGCAGCUCUGAAGCGACUCAGUUCAAGACUGGGCGCAAACAUGGUGGCACUGAUCUUCAACCGUGGUCCUCAGAGCGCACCGUCCUGCAUGUUUUAGGUGUUUCUCUGGUCUCACACACCUGGCACAAACUACUGGGUCACUGACAGACUCGAGUGGACCUCGACGACUACCUGAUGGCAAACCAUUUUGUUAAAUUGGGUGUGUUGGAGCAGAGCAACAUCUAAAACAUUCAGGAAAAAUGUGCCAGUUGUGGCCACACUGUUUAAUUUUUUUUUUAAACAGUGUGGACUAAAGUGUUUUUUCUUUUACAAAAUGAGAAUUGUUGAAAUAAAAAUCAUAUCUGACGGACAAUGGCUGAGAGAAAUAAGCCAGGGUGAGAGUAAAUAGCCAGUUUGGGCUGGCUAUGUACGUGCUGAAAACAAAUAUACUCGAAAUCAAUUUAAGAGAACUUGCUUAUCUAAUUAUCCAGGUUAAUUAAGAGAGAGAGAGAGCCUUAUUUGUUUGAUUUUUACAAUGUAGAAAUGUUUUUUACAAUGUAGAAUGUUCUCAGGAAGAAAAAGAGGAAGAGAAAACAGAAAGAAAGGGACUUUACUGGGAGAAGCUAAUAAAUUGAUGGGGAUCAUUGACAUUGGAGACAAAAGUAAGGCAGGGCAAGACGAGGCAAGUUAAUGUGAAUAGCACAUUUCAUGUACAAUGCAAUUCCAAUUGGUUUACAUAUAACAACAGUGACAGCAAGAUGCAAAGGAAAUAUUACAAAGGUCAUGUAAAAUGGAAUUAAAACAAGCCAAUAAGAUUAAAACUCUUAUAGAUUAAUAACUCAUACAGGAGCAUCAUAAGUUGUCUGUCUAUCGAAUGCCGUCUAGAAGCAAUUUCUUCUGCAUCUGGUGGUGCUACUCUCUGGAGAUUGAUCAAAUCUAGAGGAACCAGAUUCAUUCUUUCUAUCAAAUAAUUAAGAUUACUGGCCAGGCCAUAACAACAAUAAAUCAUGCAACCAUAUCCUAGCAUGCUAGCAACCAAGACUAGCAGCAGAUGCUGACAUCAACUUCCCAUUCUCUUAUAUGUGAAUGGACAGGUGGAGCUUAACACUGGAUAAAACAAACUUUGUUUUUGUUUCAGCAUGAGUCUUGUGUACAGAAAAAUCAAAAAGAUGUAGAAUCACUAAUGACCCUGUGCAUGUUUGGACACAGGAAACUGAAACAUCUGCAGUCAAACCACUUGGGAUCGUUGAUUUGUACUUCAUUUUUCAUGUAACUGGGCAAAUUUAAAAAAAACUACAUUUAUGUUAUUUGAAUAAAUUGCCUGUUUGCCAAAUCAAA